Molecule: messenger RNA, 3044 nt
Organism: Gavialis gangeticus (Gharial)
Lineage: Eukaryota; Metazoa; Chordata; Crocodylia; Gavialidae
Gene: ZBTB47
Product: zinc finger and BTB domain containing 47
Exons: 6
Coding region: 72-2369 (765 amino acids)
Biological process (GO): regulation of transcription by RNA polymerase II
Cellular component (GO): nucleus
Molecular function (GO): DNA-binding transcription factor activity, RNA polymerase II-specific; RNA polymerase II cis-regulatory region sequence-specific DNA binding; protein binding
Source: RefSeq, a predicted model, not a curated record
ACUUGUAGCCCCUCCUUCCCCCCAGCCUCUUCCUGCCUGCCCCGGCUUCCCCGGCUCUUGCACCGGUUUGGAUGGUGGGAUCUUUCUUUCCUCCCCAGCUGCUGCGGGGGCAGAGGUGCUGGUGGGACGGAGUUAGGGGCUUGCAUUACAGAUGUGAGCUGAUAGUUGAAAAGACGACUGACUACCCUUCCACUGAAUACUCCUUGGUGGAGGAUGUAGCACUCCACUUUACCUGUUUGAUGGACAGACUGAACGAGCAGCGCCUGUUUCAGCCAGACCUGUGCGACGUGGACAUCGUCCUGGUGCAGCAGAAGAGCAUCUUCCCUGCCCACAAAGGGGUCCUUGCCGCCUACAGCCAGUUCUUCCACUCCCUCUUCACCCAGAACAAGCAGCUGCAGCGGGUCGAGCUCUCGCUGGAGGCCCUCACCUCCCAGGGCUUCCAGCAGAUCCUCAACUUCAUCUACACCUCCAAGCUCCUGGUGAACUCCUGCAAUGUGCAGGACGUCUUGAAUGCCGCCGCCGUGCUGCAGAUGAAUAACAUCGCUUCCUCUUGCCAGGAUCUCAUCAACACCAGGUCCCUCAGCUUGGCCAUGGCCAGCGACAUGGCCCUGCCCCCCGACAGCUGCAGCAGCACUGUCCCCCCUCAGUACUAUUGCGAGAUCAAGCAAGAGGUGGAUUCCCCGCACCCCAAGAUCUAUGCCCGGGAAGGGAAUGAUCCCUACUCUGUGCGCGUAGAGGACCGGGCUGGCAGCGGCAGCAACCAGCACCUCCCCGCCAUGCCCCCCAAACAGUACUACAAGGAGGAGAACGAUGGAGGCCCAGCUGCCGUUUGCAAGAUGGAGGGGGAGGACUCUGAGGAGGACCCAGACAGCCAGGGCUACAACCGGGAGCAGAUCAUUGUGGAGGUGAACCUCAACAACCAGACGCUCAACGUCUCCAAGGGGUUGGAAGGGAAGCCGAGCCCCAGUGAAGCCGCUGCAGUGAUCAGCCGGCCUGAUGGGGAUGGGCAUGACACCGAGGAGGAUGGGGAGGAGGAGAACGAGGAAGGGGAGGAGGAAGAAGAAGAGGAGGAGGAUGCCGAAGUGGGGGAGGAGGAGGAGGAAGAACAUAGCGAGGAGGAAGACUUGGAGGAAACCACAGAAGAAGAGGAGGAAGAGGACGACGAAGAGGAGGCGCCCGAAGUAAAAAGGGAAAAGACUGUGCCGCCCCGCCGGGGGAGCAGGGCAUCCAAAGCCACCAAACCGGCUGUGUCUGCCUCCUCCCAAGAGGUGACCAAGGUGGAAGAGGAAGAGGAGGAAGAGGAGGAGGGCCAGCGCGGGAGGAAGAGGAAAAAGGAGCAGGAUGGGCUGGGCCAGAAGGUCAAGCUGGAAGAGAAGCAGCACUACCCCUGCAAGAAAUGUCCGCGGGUCUUCAACAACCGCUGGUACCUGGAGAAGCACAUGAACGUGACCCACAGCCGGAUGCAGAUUUGCGACAAGUGUGGCAAACGGUUCCUGCUGGAGAGUGAGCUGCUGCUACACCACCAGACGGACUGCGAGAAAAACAUCCAGUGUGUGACCUGCGGGAAAGGGUUUAAGAAGCUCUGGUCGCUCCACGAACACAAUAAGAUCGUCCACGGCUAUGCCGAGAAGAAGUUCUCCUGCGAGAUCUGCGAGAAGAAAUUCUACACCAUGGCUCAUGUGCGGAAACACAUGGUCGCUCACACCAAGGACAUGCCUUUCACUUGCGAGACGUGCGGGAAGUCCUUCAAACGCAGCAUGUCCCUGAAAGUCCAUUCUCUUCAGCACUCUGGGGAAAAGCCUUUUAAAUGUGAGAAUUGCAACGAGCGGUUCCAAUACAAGUACCAGCUGCGCUCUCACAUGAGCAUCCACAUCGGACACAAGCAGUUCAUGUGCCAGUGGUGCGGGAAGGACUUCAACAUGAAGCAGUAUUUCGAUGAGCACAUGAAAACGCACACAGGCGAGAAGCCCUACAUCUGCGAGAUCUGUGGCAAGAGCUUCACCAGCCGCCCCAACAUGAAGCGCCACCGCCGGACACACACGGGCGAGAAGCCGUACCCCUGCGACGUCUGCGGCCAGCGCUUCCGCUUCUCCAACAUGCUCAAGGCCCACAAGGAGAAGUGCUUCCGCGUCAGCAACCCCCUGGCUCCGGACACCAACAGCACUGGCAGCGGUGGCCUGGCCCUUCCCCAGAGCACCGUCUCGCCGCACCUGCCCUCGGGCGCCGGCAUCUCUCAUGCGACACAGCACCCCCAUUCGCUCUCCUUGCCGCUGCUUCACCCUCUCCCUCAGACCCUCCCUCCUCCUCCUCACCUACCGCCACCGCCUCCCCUCUUCCCAGCCGGGCGGAUCAACUCGAACAACAAUUAGGCCCUGCCCGUGGUGCACGGGUGCACACAAACUGGUCUGCCCGUCGGCAAGUGCCCAGCAGGCGUUUCGUUCCCAUUGCUUGGGAUGGGAGGGAGGAGAAGGGGGCUCAUUCCCUCUCUUCCCCCACUCCUUCUCUCUCAUUGUUUUUCUUUUGAUUUAUGGGGGGGAUUUUUGCUUGUAAGCUUUCCACCGAGGGGACGGGCUCUCUGGGCCAGAGCUCAUGUAGCAGGAACAAGCUCCCAAGCAGCUUGGAGUGCACUAAAACUGGGGGGAAACACGGUGUUUCAAUAACAGUGUAGACAAAAGGCCCUUUCUUCCCCUCCUCUUCUCCAUGGUUUCAUCUCUUGUGCUUCCCAGCCCAACCUGUCCUCGUGCCCAGCUUGCUCAAGGGUUUUCCUGAGGUGACUCCCCUACGCGGCAGUGUUUAGUACCAGGGUGGCUUUGGCCCCUACCUAUUCUCAACCACAGCUGCUGCUUGUUUCCAUGCAUUUGUCCGUGUUCCCUGCCAUGAUAUUAGACGAUCAGAGCUUUGGAUUUACAGUGCACGCCCCCUCCGUCAAGCCCUUCCCACUCACUCCUCCUAGUAGUGGAUGUUUUCAAGUCUCCAUCUGGUUAACAGCCGUUUUAUCUUGUCCGAGCUCUGCAAAAGGGUUGGUAGCAGUCGCUCUCCGUUUU